This is a messenger RNA of Onychostoma macrolepis, 5837 nucleotides long. RefSeq names its product oxysterol binding protein 2a (gene osbp2a). The transcript is spliced from 14 exons. The coding region runs from base 710 to 2929 and encodes 739 amino acids. Lineage: Eukaryota; Metazoa; Chordata; Actinopteri; Cypriniformes; Cyprinidae. Gene Ontology annotation, molecular function: cholesterol binding. Gene Ontology annotation, cellular component: membrane; intracellular membrane-bounded organelle; cytosol. The record is from RefSeq and is a predicted model, not a curated record.
UUGGGGUGGAGUAUCCCUUUAACAGACAUCUUGCAGACAUAGGCUACAUGUAGCCUAUGAGCUAAUUUUAUGAUGUUUUUGUUCUGUUUUAGUUACUUGAGUAAUUAAAUAGAAAAGAGCUGCGUGAAGAUCCUUGAAAAUGAUCCUUUUGUAUUCCACAUUCAAAUAAGCGCUUUGUAACGUAACGACACGAGUCGAGUAUAUAAUAAACACAGUCACUACCGUGGCGCCAUCUUGUGGAUAGUACAGCGUACUGCGUUCAAGACAUUAGUUCAGUAAUGCAAAUAUAAAAGGGAGAGGAAAAACACCGCAUGACUUUGCAGCACCAAGUGCCACAACACAAGGAUCAAGAAUCUAAUCGAUAUCAGAUGCAGCCCUGCCGCAUUCAUGCAAAGCUCAUCUCGGGAUGCAUACUUGAGCUUUUAAAAGCCCGUGCAUCCUCGCGACCUCCUCUCUAAUGUCUUUACGUCACAUGGCAGAUUCUCAGCAAUCUGUGCGUCCGAGAUGCAUCUACGUCAUCCGCUGUGUUUCCCCAGCUGCAUCAGUUUUCCAUCUCAUCUCUGGGAAGCGCCGCCUCUCCUCGCAGUGACCGCAAAUUUGACUUCUCGCUCAUGCCCUCAACGCGUUGCAUGCAUGCGGCGGGACGCGCGUGGUGAGGCAGGUGUCUGACGCGUGAUCCGCAGCGGUGAGGCAGACAGCAGCACUCAACAUGACCGAGCUGGUGGUGCGGACCCUUCCGUCUCCUUCAGGUGUGCAGGGUCCCGGCCCGGACGCGUAUAAAGGAUGGCUCUUUAAAUGGACCAACUACCUGAAGGGUUACCAGCGCCGGUGGUUUGUCCUGAGCAACGGCCUCCUGUCGUACUACAGGACUCAAGCAGAAAUGGCACACACCUGCCGAGGCACGAUUACCUUGGCGACGGUGCACAUAGAGGUGGGUGACACCUGUCACUUUGUGCUGACGAGUGGAGGGCGGAGCUACCACCUGAAGGCGUAUUCAGAGGGCGAGUGUCAGCGCUGGGUUUCUGCUCUGCAGCAGGCCAAAGCUAACGCCACUCAAAUGAUGCCACAUUCAGAUGACUCCGGAGACGAGGGUCCACUAGCUCAGCCGGAUCGAGCUCUGAUCCAGGGGGCGCUCAAGACUCUGGCCAGCAAGCUUGAAGACCUCAGCACCUGCAACGAGCUCAUAGGGAAACACGGCGCCGCCCUCCAGCGCUCCCUCAGUGAACUGGAGGACCUGCGCGCCCCCAGCGACGGCGUCGAUAAACUGAAGACCGUCAACGAGCGAGCCACUCUCUUCCGCAUCACUUCCAAUGCUAUGAUCAAUGCCUGCCAGGACUUUGUGGAUCUAGCGGAGGCACACAGCCGGCGGUGGCAGCGCGCACUGCAGUAUGAGCGAGAACAGCGCCACCACCUGGAGGAGACUAUCGAGCAGCUAGCCAAACAACACAACAGUCUGGAGAGAGCCUGGAGAGAAUCUCCAAGCACACACAAUAAAGGGGCAGAGGGAACACCAGAGGGAGAAUCCAGUGAAGAGAAUGAAGACAUAGAGUUCUUUGAUGCCAUGGAAGAUUCUCCCGCCUUCAUCACAGUGCCUGCAGACGAUCACUCACAACACAGACACUUGAGCAGUAAUCAGAGCGUAACCAGUGGAAGUUUAUCCAGUAAUUGGAGCCAGGAUGACAAUGAUGGUUCUGGUAGCUACUUGCGCAGGGGCAGACGCUGUCGUAUCCCAGAUAAGCCCAACUACUCCCUGAACCUGUGGAGCAUCAUGAAGAAUUGCAUUGGAAAGGAGCUCUCGAAGAUCCCCAUGCCUGUGAACUUCAACGAGCCACUAUCGAUGCUGCAGCGUUUGACAGAGGAUCUUGAAUAUAGUGAGCUCCUGGACCGGGCGGCACGCUGUGACUCCUCUCUGGAACAGAUGUGUCUGGUGGCUGCCUUCUCCGUCUCGUCCUAUUCAACCACCGUCCACCGCACAGGGAAACCCUUCAACCCCCUGCUGGGAGAGACCUAUGAGCUGGACCGUGUGGAGGAGUACGGAUACCGCUCUAUCUGUGAACAGAUAAGUCAUCACCCUCCAGCAGCUGCCCACCAUGUGAUUUCACAGCGAGGCUGGACCCUGUGGCAGGAGAUCACCAUCGACAGCAAAUUUCGUGGCAAAUACAUCUCUAUCAUGCCACUAGGCAACAUUCACCUGAAGUUCCACACCACUGGGAAUCAUUAUGUGUGGAGUAAGGUGACCUCCACUGUGCACAAUAUAAUCGUGGGCAAACUAUGGAUAGAUCAAUCUGGGGACAUUAUAAUUAUGAACCACAGGAACAAGGACAAAUGCCACCUCAAAUUCUCCCCGUACAGCUAUUUUUCCAGGGAUGUUCCCCGCAAGGUAACAGGUGUUGUGAUGGACGGCGAAGGCUGUGCCCACAACAUUCUCUCUGGAACGUGGGAUGAAAAAAUGGAAAGUGCAAAGAUCAUAGAGAGUAGCCACGGCUGUGGAGGAUCUGAGGGCAAACAUAAAACUGUCUAUCAGACUCUACCACCAAAACUACUGUGGAAGAAAUACCCUCUACCUGAGAAUGCAGAGAACAUGCAUUACUUCUCUUCUUUGGCUUUGACUCUGAAUGAGCCGGAGGAUGGCGUGGCCCCUACUGACAGCCGCCUACGGCCUGACCAACAGCUGAUGGAGGCGGGCUUGUGGGAUGAAGCUAACACUGAGAAACAGCGUCUGGAGGAGCGUCAGAGACUGGAGAGGAGGAAGAGAGAGGCGCAAGCCAACCUCGCCUUAGAAGAGGGUAAGGAGGCUGAAAGCCACCAGCCCUUGUGGUUUGAGAAAAGGACUGAUACAGAGACAGGUGAGAGCAGCUACAUGUAUAAAGGAGGCUACUGGGAAGCCAAAGACAGACAGGACUGGAGUCAGUGCCCUGCCAUCUUUUGAAGCCUCUCUUCCAUACCAGGACCAGCUUGCCCUUCCAAGUCAUCCUGUAUUAGGAAAGCUGCUUACCACUGUUUCCCAGAUGUGGAAUAUGCAGAUUCCAAGGCACCCAUAUGUGUAUAUAUAUAUAUAUAUAUAUGUAUCUUAAUUUGAUGUGCAUUCAUGGGGGCAUUGAGACACCUGUAUUGUAGCAGGGAAAAUUCACAUUGCAUGGAAAACCGUUCUAAGCACAAUUGAUGGAGGUACUUUGUAAAUGUGACAGAGACAGACGAUGAUCUGGGGAAUGUAACACUUCACCAGGGAAAAGAUUCUUCCUCAAUCUGAUUUAUGCCCUGGUUUUUAACUGUUUCAGGUAAACUGUAUGAUAUCCAUGAAUUAUCUACCAUUGUGUGAUCCAGAGCACAUGCUGCUCUUUAAGAAUGGAGACCGAAUGCCCUCAAGACUGUGUUCCUCCAUUGAGCUGUAGUGUAGAUGAGGUGUUGUGUAGUUUCAAUAGUGCACACAUCUAACAACCUAGAUAGAAUCCAGAUCAGUGAAUUGAUGUUGCUUCUACAAAAUAACAAUUAUUAAGGCUUAGAUAUUUAAUGCGAGAAUUUGUUUUUAGCUGCCCGUUUAGUUAUUUAGCACAAGCGUAAUGUAAAUGUCAUUGUGUAGGUGAUGAAUUACAGCUUAAUGGAAAGUCUCUAUAUAGAGUCAUGGCUAAAUGUUUGCAAUCAUGCUAAAAAAAAAUCAAGCUAUCGAGCAUUUAUUUAUUUAAAUGGAUGAAUUAAUAAUACUUGCACAUCGUUCCAUUAUGUGACUCAUCUGCAUGCAGUGCAGAUUUUUAAAAACAAUUAUGCAAAUUAAGCAUGCACUUUAACAGAAAUGCUCAUAUAUUUGUUUAACACUCACAGGAGGGUACAGUAUCACAUUUUAGGGUGUUUUGCAAACCUUUGGCCUUGACUAUAUUGUUAACAAUUAGCAUUUUGUGGUGGCAAUAAUUUCUAGUUUCCAGUAUUAGCUGCUAAAGCAUAUUUACACUACAUACUUCAUUCAUGCUGCAAGGAACAGUGGUCUGGAAUGCUGACCGUAAACUGUAACCAUAAUAAUGAGGAUGAAGGCAAACUCAUAUUUGGGCAUUAAAACAUUCAGAAUAUUAGCAGACCACUGUUAUGAGAGUAUACCAUGUCAGAACUAAAUACAUUGUGGACAGUGAAGAGGACUGACUGAUAUUUACCAUGUGUGUGUUUUUCAACCAAAUGCAAGUUGAUUUCAGAAAUCUUGAGAUCAGAGCCACAAAAAUUACUCUUCCAAUGUACACAGUGUUAACCAGACAUAUUGAUAACCUUAAAAAGCUGAUUAUUAUAACUAGAUAAAUUGUAUAAUUAUGAUGCCGAUAUGGCAACACUGAACGUUUCAGUGUUUCAAUAAGUUGCUUUCCAGGGACUCUUGUUGAGGUUCAUCUCUCUAAAUUUUUCACAAGAUAAUGAUGUGAAUUUGCAGUCUUAGGUUGUUAAAAUAAUGUAUCACAUAUAAAAGAAGGAUAUUAACAAUAUUUAUAUGUGCAAUAUUUCAACGGAUAUCAAUGGUUGCUUGAGGUCUGUUGGUUUGUUUUGUAGCAUUUCAGUUCUUAUCAUGGCCAGAAGUUGGCGCCAACGUACUAGUCUUGGAAUAACUGGAUCAUAAUUUCUCACUUAAAGCAACUCUAUGCAGUUUUUUACCUUGAAAUAUCAGUUUCAAAAUAAUUCUGAGUCAACAUUCACUAAGUCCUAAUAAGGCAAAUGGCUUAUGUUUCUUUCCCUUGAGUAUGUAAUUUUAGUGCGAAAAUUCGGCAAAAAGCUUUACGGCACCAACAAAUGUGUGUGUACAGCUAUACGCUGUAAUUAGGACUGGUAUAUUUACAACAUUGAAUUCCACUCACUUGACUGUAGAGGGCGCCAACGUUGCAAAAAUACACAAAACAUUUUGUUUUGUGCCUUUAUUAUGAUGAGAAAGUUCCUCGAGCCAGGAUUCGAACUCGAGACACGACUCGCACUUGCCCACUAGGCUAUCAGCACCGACAGAUACACAAAACGACAUAGAGUUGCUUUGAGCUACAUGGUAAAAUACAACACAGUAUUGUUUUAAUCUUCUAGGAGCAAUGUAGUCUCCUGACAACAAAAAUAUGCUGAAAUCUACAGGGUGAAUAUGAAAGUGAAUUAUUUAUUUAUUUAUUUGAUUUUUUUUUUUUUUUUAUUAUCUCAGUGUUUUGCAUUUGCAUUUUGAACCAGACAAUUUCAGCUGUAGUUGCACUCAAAGAAUUUUUAAUUUAACAUUGAUAAAAUGUCUGGAUGUUUUGUUCCACAUCAAUACUAUAAAAUAAAUGUGUGACAAUAUUCUCAGUUAAUUCUCUUUAUAGUCACAGUACUGUUGCACAGUGAACACUCCCACUAAUGGAAAAUCCUUAUCCACUGGUUCAGAAGUUCAGACUUUAUCCCACACAUUUAAAUGAAUAGUUCAAUAAAUUAUUCACUCUCAGUCCGUUCAAGAUGAAUGGGUGCCAUCAGAAUGAGAUUCCAAAUAGCUGAUGAAAACAUCACAGUAAUCCACGUCUCCAUUCCUUUAGUUAACAUCUUGUGAAGUGAAAAGCUGUUUGUUUGUAAGAAACAAAUGAACAAUUCAAAGAAACAAUCAAAAUAUGAAUCCAUAACUCGCUUUCUCCAGUAAAAUUUUUGUUCAGAUCUGUUUUUGACUCUUUGAUCUUUGCAUAUUACUCUCCUGAUUCAGAUAAGUCUUUUUCACUUGAAAAGGCAAUAUUAUGGAUUGUAGACUCUGGACUGGAGUCGUGUGGAUUACUUGUGGAUUAUUGUGAUGUGUUUAUCAGCUGUUUGGACUCUCAUUCUGACGGCACCCAUUCACUGCAGAGGAUCCAUUGGGGAGCAAGUGACGUAAG